AUGGCCCACGAACCCAACUUCCGAGCGGCACGCGUACCGACCGAACAUCGGAGUGACCCGCCCGUGCCUGUGCGCAGCUUGAUCUGCCUGCCACGCGUCAGCCUCAGUCAUCAUCUCACCGGCCUCGCCUUUCAUCACUGCCACCUGGAGAGCCGGCGUGGCCGACGGAGCCGCGCGCGCGGCAUCGUUUGGGGUUUCGAACUGGCCUCGGCCAGGGGCUUUAUUCCUCCCGUUUCGGGCUGCACUUGUGUAUGGCGCAAGGGGACGGGCCACUCGCGUUCUUACUGUCACGUGACUCAGCCUCCCCUGGAUCGGUCCGUCGUCGGAGUCGACCCUGGAUCGGUCCGACGUCGGAGUCGACCCUGGAUCGGUCCGACGUCGGAGUUCACCAACCCUUUCUUGUUCAUCGUCCAGGUGAGGAAAGACUACGGCAAAUCAUUCCGUAGUAACAAUACCUGCCUGCUAUUGCUGCCGUGCCCACGGCCCCUUGUAGAUGUGCUCUUAUUCAUUCGUUUCUCGUUAAGAUUUCUUCUGUUACUGGGGGGCGAUGUUGAAUCAAACCCCGGCCCCGGAGACUCCGUACUUGCCGAUCAACUAAAGGCUAUAGCGGACGAUAUCCGAGAAAUCAAAGCAGAAAAAUCUAUCACAAAUCAGAAAUUAAGUGCAAUUGACAGGAAACUUGAGAAACUAACAGGUCUUGAAAAACAAGUCUCCGCUUGCACAAAAAGAGUAGUUGAGCUCGAGAAAAAUCUGGCAGCCAUGACAAAAAAAAUUGACGAACUGGAAAAUAGAAGUCGUCGUUCUAACAUCAUUGUGUACGGAAUCCAAGAAGAACCGAAUGAAACAACUGAAACGUUGCUUCGAACUACCAAAGAACGCGUCCUCGAAGGCUUGCUGGGCCUUGACAUUACAGGAAUUGAGAGGAUUCACCGACUUGGAAAACUAGUCAAAGAGAAUCCCACAAAAAGCAGACCCGUAAUCCCAAAACUUCUUGAUUACCGGGAUAAGGUCAGCAUCCUGAAAGAAUGCUUCAAAUUAAAAGGUUCUGGCUUUUCUAUCAGCGAAGAUUAUUCCCAUGCUGUACGUGACGUCAGGAAGAAGCUCUGGAAUCGAACAAAAGAAAAUCGCGAUCGUAAAGAGAAAGUAAUGCUAACAUACGAUAAGGUGCGUAUAAAUGGGCGACUGUUUGCCUGGGACGAAGAGCGAAAUGAUAUUGUUGAAAUGAAAACAAAAAACGCAACACCUUUAACCGAACCCCGAGUCACCAGAAGCAAAAAAUAAUAACGCUUCUUAACUUCAACGCACGUAGCCUGGUAAA
This is a messenger RNA of Rhipicephalus sanguineus (brown dog tick), 1318 nucleotides long. RefSeq lists its product as uncharacterized. The record is from RefSeq and is a predicted model, not a curated record. Gene Ontology annotation, cellular component: ribonucleoprotein complex. The transcript is spliced from 2 exons. Lineage: Eukaryota; Metazoa; Arthropoda; Arachnida; Ixodida; Ixodidae. Gene Ontology annotation, molecular function: single-stranded RNA binding. The coding region runs from base 1 to 1281 and encodes 426 amino acids. Gene Ontology annotation, biological process: retrotransposition.